This is a messenger RNA of Varanus komodoensis (Komodo dragon), 1284 nucleotides long. RefSeq names its product synaptotagmin 1 (gene SYT1). Gene Ontology annotation, biological process: regulation of calcium ion-dependent exocytosis; regulation of dopamine secretion; calcium ion-regulated exocytosis of neurotransmitter. Gene Ontology annotation, cellular component: synaptic vesicle membrane; dense core granule; axon. Lineage: Eukaryota; Metazoa; Chordata; Lepidosauria; Squamata; Varanidae. Bases 1 to 1284 code for a protein of 427 amino acids. The transcript has 8 exons. The record is from RefSeq and is a predicted model, not a curated record. Gene Ontology annotation, molecular function: calcium ion binding; clathrin binding; syntaxin binding.
AUGGCAAAAGAAAGUCAACAUCAGGCUCUGGCAGCACCACUAGGCACCAUUGUUCCUCCUGCAAUAGCAAAUAAUGCCACAGAGCCAGCAAUUCCUGGAGGAGGAGGAAAAGGGGAAGGAAAAGAGGAUGUAUUUUCGAAAGUAAAGGAGAAAUUUAUGAAUGAGCUAAACAAAAUUCCACUGCCACAUUGGGCCUUAAUAGCCAUAGCCAUAGUUGCAAUCCUAUUAGUCCUUACCUGCUGUUUCUGUCUGUGUAAGAAAUGCUUGUUCAAAAAGAAAAACAAGAAGAAGGGCAAGGAAAAGGGAGGAAAGAAUGCGAUAAACAUGAAAGAUGUAAAAGAUUUAGGCAAGAACUUGAAAGAUCAGGCACUUAAGGAUGAUGAUGCUGAAACCGGGUUGACUGAUGGAGAAGAUAAAGAAGAAGCCAAAGAAGAGGAAAAAUUAGGGAAAAUCCAGUAUUCUUUGGAUUAUGACUUUCAGAAUAAUCAGCUUUUGGUAGGGAUUAUUCAGGCUGCUGAGCUGCCUGCUUUAGAUAUGGGUGGUACAUCUGAUCCCUAUGUGAAAGUUUUCCUGCUUCCUGAUAAGAAGAAGAAAUAUGAGACAAAAGUUCACAGGAAAACCCUUAACCCUGUCUUCAAUGAGCAAUUUACAUUCAAGGUGCCGUAUUCUGAACUGGGAGGAAAAACCUUGGUGAUGGCAGUAUAUGACUUUGAUCGCUUCUCCAAACAUGAUAUAAUUGGAGAGUACAAGGUGGCCAUGAACACUGUGGAUUUUGGUCACGUGACUGAGGAGUGGCGGGAUUUGCAAAGUGCUGAAAAAGAAGAGCAAGAGAAGCUAGGUGACAUCUGCUUCUCUCUUCGCUACGUGCCUACUGCUGGCAAGCUGACUGUUGUCAUCCUAGAAGCAAAGAAUCUGAAGAAGAUGGAUGUGGGUGGCUUAUCAGAUCCCUAUGUGAAAAUUCACCUGAUGCAGAAUGGGAAACGGCUGAAGAAGAAGAAGACAACAAUUAAGAAGAAUACUCUGAAUCCCUACUACAACGAAUCUUUCAGCUUUGAAGUACCCUUUGAGCAAAUCCAGAAAGUGCAAGUUGUUGUAACUGUUUUGGACUAUGACAAGAUUGGCAAGAACGAUGCCAUUGGCAAAGUGUUUGUGGGCUACAACAGCACCGGCGCAGAGCUGCGACAUUGGUCAGACAUGUUGGCCAACCCAAGGCGACCCAUUGCACAGUGGCACACCUUACAGCCAGAGGAAGAGGUAGACGCCAUGCUUGCAGUCAAGAAGUAA